Messenger RNA from Branchiostoma floridae (Florida lancelet), 1522 nucleotides. RefSeq lists its product as uncharacterized. The record is from RefSeq and is a predicted model, not a curated record. NCBI's taxonomy places the organism in Eukaryota, Metazoa, Chordata, Leptocardii, Amphioxiformes, Branchiostomatidae. The transcript has 4 exons. The coding region runs from base 263 to 955 and encodes 230 amino acids.
UUAAGUUCAUUCAACCUGUAAGUCAAAACCCACCAACCAGCAACCCACACAAGCCUCAGUCUGUACAAAGUAAGACUCGUUUUAGCAGCUCAUUCUUGAAAACGCCAACCGGGUGGUCGGAUAAUCUUAGGUGCUGUGCAACGAUCGGUUUGGGGUCACGUUUGUAAUUUGUACUGACCGUGACCGUUAGCCUUGAACCCGAGACAAACAAAGGGUUCCCCCCUUCCGCCGCUGUUCUGACAGUCUCAGGUGCUCGGACAAGAUGGCCGCCCGACAGUACAUGUUUCUCUACAACUUCUGGAGCCUCCCCAAGACUGCCAGCGUGGUGAGGUCCCUGGAAGGCUGGUUCUACGUCACCGCGCGCAGUAUCUGGGACCCGAGUUUUGUUUCUACCCACUUCCACAAGAACCUCGACCCUGACGCUGAGAAAAUCCAGUUUUUCAACUUCGGGGUGAGCGAGGGCAAGCCGUGGCAGCCGUCCAUGGACGUCAUACAGGAGGCGGACAAGAUCAUACCCGAGGGAGUACUCAGGCAGCCAGGAGGGUAUGCCCAGGUCGCCGUGUCUGACCCUGCACAGAAACCAACUCUUUUCCCUUACGAGCGACCUGCCACCUCCCGCUUCGUGGUCUCCGCCUUUCAGGUGCCCGACGCUGUGCCUGCCGAAGAGUUCGAGGCUAACUGGAAGGACUGGAGUGGGGUGAGUCUGCUGGAGAAAGAGGCGAUGCCUGAAACAGGCUACGCCCAUUCCGCUCUCUACAAAAAAGUGUCCCCCUUCGGCGAGUUCCGCUACGUCACGCGCUCGGAGUUCUCCGGGCUGCACGACAAGCACGACGCUGGUAUGAAUCUCGUCGGCAAAGUUCGUGAGCACUUGGGGUCCGGUUCGGCCACUGCCCGUGACAUCAAAAGCUACUCUUCCCUGUACAAAGUCGCCAUUGACGUCCACCAGCCGGAAUAAAGCCCGAAGUUUAGAGAGUUUCUUUUUGUUACGGGCAUGCAGUUUCUUUUUAUAAAGUAGGUUUUGGUUCAUAAAUGUGUUUGGCACUGACAGAGAUUUCUUAAAUGUUGUGAUGUUGUUACAGAAAUAAGGUAUACUGGUAGCAAUAAUGCAGAAUAGACAGACAAAAAAAAACAGAAUUGCAAACAAUGGUAGUGUGAGUUGUAAAAUUCUCCUUAAAACUUAUCAAUAAUAAAUCUGUGCACUGUAGUUUGUCAGAUAAGCCAUCAUAAACAUAAGUAAGUAGAUUACAUGGUAGCUUCUAAGACUAAGCAGUGGCAAUCAUGGUAUUCAAACAUUCUAGAUAGUAAAUGUAGAAUUCAACAAUAACAAUUGUGCAACCACUGUAUACAUUUUAAAAACAUAUUCAUUGGUAAGACUAGUGUCUUAGAUUAUGCAACAAUGUUCAUUGAAUGCAGCAACAUUAUACUGCCAAAUCAUAACAUUAUUCUACUUUCUAUAACAGUAGUCUACUUUAAAAACAUCACAUAAGAACACUUGGAAUAAAAAUUUCUGCUGGAAGUGACA